Gracilinanus agilis (Agile Gracile Mouse Opossum) is the source of this 954-nucleotide messenger RNA. RefSeq names its product olfactory receptor 10AG1-like. Lineage: Eukaryota; Metazoa; Chordata; Mammalia; Didelphimorphia; Didelphidae. Gene Ontology annotation, molecular function: G protein-coupled receptor activity; olfactory receptor activity. The coding region runs from base 1 to 954 and encodes 317 amino acids. Gene Ontology annotation, cellular component: membrane. The record is from RefSeq and is a predicted model, not a curated record. The transcript has a single exon. Gene Ontology annotation, biological process: G protein-coupled receptor signaling pathway.
AUGGAAUACACAGAAAAUAAAAUGGCAGAAAGAAAUAUCACUAAUGUGGAAGAAUUUAUUCUGCUGGGAUUUUCUGAUAUGCCUAACCUCCAAGGAUUUCUUUUUGGCUUCUUCUUAGUCAUAUACGUAAGUAUUUUAUUAGGGAAUGGACUAAUCAUUACAUUAGCUAAGGUUGCUCCAGCUCUACAAACCCCUAUGUAUUUUUUCCUUGGAAACUUGUCAUUUUUAGAAAUUUGUUAUACUUCAGUAACUCUCCCCAGAAUAUUAUCAGAUCUUUGGACACAAAAGAGAAAUAUUACUUUGCUAGCUUGUGCUACACAACUUUGUUUCUUUCUUAUUCUGGCGGGUACUGAGUGCUUACUACUAGCUGUGAUGGCCUAUGACCGAUAUGUGGCUAUCUGCAGGCCUUUGUAUUAUCCUCUCCUGAUGAAUCAUAGAAUGUGUAUUUGUUUGGUCAUUGGUUCAUGGCUUGCUGUAAUUCCAGCUGCAAUAUGGCAGAUAUACCAAAUUUUUUCUCUGCCUUUCUGUGGUUCUAAAAUACUCAAUCAUAUUUUCUGUGACACCCUACCACUACUGAUGGUGGUCUGUGGGAACACUUCUGUGAUAGAAUUCACUGUUUAUGGUGGUGUUGCUUUGUAUAUCAUGCUUCCUUUUAUCUUGAUAAUCAGAUUCUAUGUAAAAAUUAUUGCCACCAUUGUGAAACUUCCAUCAGCCAUAGGGAGAUUUAAGGCAUUUUCUACUUGUACCUCUCAUCUCACAGUUGUGUUCUUAUUUUAUGGUUCUGAAAUAAUUGGAUAUUCAAGACCGAAAUCCAAUGCCUCAGGAGUAGACAAAGUACUCUCACUUUUCUACACUAUUGUUACUCCAAUGUUUAACCCCAUCAUAUACAGCCUGAGAAAUAAAGAUGUUAUUGCUGCACUUAGGAAAUUAUUAUCUAAGCGAUUUUGUUCAUGA